AUGGCUGAAAUACCUGAACCCGGCGGAGACAAGCCAGCACCCUCAGGAUCUGGCUUGUCGACUGUCGGAUCAGGAAACACCGGAGAUCUAAGUGGUAAAACCCUAGUCGGACAAAGUUCUCUAGAUACUGUGGAUCUUUCGGGAACAAUACAAGAUCCGGAUGCACAGCCAGCAAACACUGGACAAGCGGUACCUGGAACCAGCGUCGGUGUUCCAGGUGGCCUUGAAUUACCAAAAACGCCAGGGACCUUCAUUGAUCUCUCAGGUAUCGGGAGGCCACUACCGAAAGACAAACGCCCAUUGGAUCCAAGGCCAGAAGACAACGCACCUCUACCGAAUCCUUCAUUUGAACCGUUAGAUAUUUCCAAGUUUACUAAUCCAGAUGGUACCACUGAUUGGGCUAGGAUUGGGGCUAUACUUUCAAUGAGAGCUCAGCUUAAGGCGCAGGAGAGAAGGGCUCGGCGUCGGAUGCAACCUAGGCCCCCUCGUGAGAAGCCGGCUCAACCUCAAGGCAAAUCGGAAGAUGCUCAGAAUCAGGGCAAGUCGCAAGCUGCUAAACGUCCGGGUAUUGGAAAUGAAGCUGGGCGUAGGUUUCGUCGUUACCACCGCGCGUAUAGGCAGAGGAAUUCAUCACUGGCUUUCCUGUCAAAACGAGGCAUUGAGGUUAAGUCUCUGUCAGACAUCGCUGAAAAGACUACUCCGUUAGCUAGUCCCGAAGAUAGCGGCAAGACUAGACUACCAUCGCCAGGAGGUGGCGUUGAUGAAAAAAGUGAUAGAAGUCAUGCUACUAAUCCAAGGGAACCGGAGGAGGAGGCUGAUUUUGGUGGCGCUCCUCCUGUGGGAACUAAACAAAAGCCUUUACCGUCUGGUGAUAAGGUCAGUAAAUAUGAUAUAUUCCUCAAAUGUGUCGUGCUAACCUGCAGUAAAGAUAUCGCCAAGUAGAAGCGAAGUAUUUCGUAGAUUGGCCAAAAAACCUGCGAGAUCGCGAACCAUGCAACAAAAGCUCCGUCAAUGGAUUCAAGAUAACCGAAGUUCAGGGAAAAGGACUGCGGCUGAGAAAAACGAAGGGCAGGUUGAGAGAGAAUUGAUGAAUGCACGCAAGAGACACAUUGCUUGGAUUGAAGAUGAGAAACGCGCUGCAAAUGACUUGAUCAAGAAUGAGACAGAUGGCAAUGCUGUAAUUGUGUUGAAUAAAGCAAUCGAGAGGCUUGACCGUCAUCUAAAAGAAGCUUCGGAAUUGGAGGAGAAACGCGCAAAUCGGAAUAUCCUGAAAGAUCAUUUGGAACUCGAAACAAGUCCUACUAUCAAGCGCAAAUUCCAAGAUCAACUCAAAGAGUUAAAUUUGCAAAUUGAAAAUGAAGAGGGCAAAGAGAGAAUAAGACUCAAACGUCAUAUGAGCGGAGAUUUGGCUUCAGCUGCAGAAGUAAGAAAAGUGGCUGAUAUGACACCGGCUGAGCGGGCUGCUUUCAAUGCUCGAUCAGGUCAAUCCUUCACAACAGUUGCAUCACGGCCUCCAGGUCAACUUGAACAAUCGUCCGCGGAAAGGGCUCUACGUGAGAAAUGGAUACGCGAGGAUAAACCUCAUGAAGAUGCUGUCAUGAAAAUUGAGUUUAUGUCUGAUUCCAAGGAGAAAAUGGAUGCAUGGAAAGCUUUACAAAGAGUGCGCAGUUCCCUUUUAUUGAAAAGACGGAAGGAAUUACAAAAACUUUGGCGGAAACAAGCGGAUGAGAUGAAAGCGGAUCGUGAAUUUGCUUGGUCAGAGGAAGAAGAUGAUGCGGAAGGAAAAGGUGUACCUGGGACGGAGCAUUCAUCGCAAGGAAAAAUCGGGGACACCGGUAGCGGGAGUGGUGUCAAAGAUGUGGCUCAGGCUAAACUUGAUAAAGCCAAGGCGCAACUUGCAAAAGAUUUGGAGAAGAAACAGGCCGAAGAGGCUGAAAAUGCGAAGAAGAUUGAAGAAGCUAAGAAGCUUGCGGCAUUGAAGAAGACUCCCGGGUCUCCUACGGGAAUGGAUAGUUUACCGAGUUAUUUCCGUCAAAAAAAACAAAAUCCACCUGGAAUCGAGCCCCCUAGAUUUCCCGAUCUUCCUGGCAUGAGGGGAGGGAGUGGGCUGUCUGGAGGUGAAGGUGCAAAACUUCGAAGGCCAGGUCAACCUGAUCUUCCUGGACGUGGAGGGACAGCCCCAGCUAAUCCCGAAAAUACGACCCCUCCGCCCAUACCGGUACCUUUUACAGCUAAAACCCCACUUUCUCCUAUUCAAGAACGAAGAUCGGAACCCGUUGCUUAUGAAACACAUCCUGGAGUAGCCAGGUUCUUAGGAAAUAUGGCGGCGGAAAGAAUCAGGAAGGAAAUGCUGGCAGAAGGUCUAGAAUCGGCGGACUUGGAUGAGAUGAAGCAAGAAGAUGAAUUUACGAAGAUCCCCGAACUGCUGGGAAGAUCCGGAUAGUAAGGUGGCUGCUGAGGAGAUUGAGGGGAGGAAGGGGAAUGAGAAGGAUGGUGAAAGAUUGCAGAGGGAGAUGGAGGAGAAGGAAAGACUGGAACGAGAAAUGGAGGAAAAGGAAAUGCUCGAAAGAAAAGUGGGGGAGAAGAAAAGGCGAGAGAGAAUGGAGAAGAAAAGGCGAGACAGAAUGGAGAAGAAAAAGCUCGAAAGAGAAAUGGCGGAGAAGGAAAGGCUGGAGAAGGAAAGGCUCGAAAGAGAAAUGGCGGAGAAGGAAAGGCUGGAAAGGCUGGAAGAAAUAAAUUGGAUGAAGAAGUGGAAAGGCAGCAGAAUGGCAAACAAAUGGAGGAGGAGAAAUGCGAUAGAGAAGGUUCAUGAAAAGGCUCGAAAGACAAAUAGAGCAUGAAAGAAGGCUCAAACUCAUAGCGCAAGUAGAAAGGAUCGAAAGAAAACAGCGGAAAGGAUUGCCCUGUUAAACAAGCCCGGGAAACUUUUCUGAGCUACUUUUCAAAGAUUUGCUGGAGAAACACCCAGUUAAGGAGGAAAUUCGGAAAAAGUUGAUUGAGGAUGAAUUAAGAAGGAAGAAAGAAGAAACGACAGCUAAAGAGAAGAAGAAGAGGGAAAGAGUUAAAAACGGGGCUGCGAUUGACUUAGAUGGGAUAGUGAAUCAUAUAGCCGAGACAGCCAGACGUUCUGGAAUACAACCUAAGUUUCCAGUAGGGGAUGCAUUAAAGGAUCAGGAAAAGGAGGUACAGGAUUAUAUGACAAAAUUGAAGAAUAAGCUGGAGGAGAUUGCACUUGGGAAAAAUGAUCUAGAAGAAUCAUUUGAGCAGCGAGAACGUGAGUUGAAUGAACAAAGGAUUAAAGAAGAGUCUGAAAUGAGGGAAAGAGAAAGAGAAAGAAUUCUAGCAGCGCAGCGAAAAAAGGAGGAAAUAGAGUCAAAACCGAGAAAGGAACGUGAUUUAAGAUGGAUACUGGAAAAAGAGAUGAAAGAACUCCAAGAAGCAGCCGAUCUAGAACAGCUAGGUGAUGACGAAGAUGAACUCAGUGACGAAUUAAGCUUGUUUCAAACUACAUCCCUCAAGUUACGUGUCCCCGGGCUUUCUUGGCUCGGUAGGACCGAUCCCGAAUUCUCAGACGAGGAUUCCCGGAGCGAUAGUUCACAGCACAGCUUAUUCGAUGUAACGGACGAGGAUUCAGACUUUCUUGAUUUAUCUACGCCUCCUCCCGGCCCUUCGGAUGCAAAGCCCUCUCCUGACGCCCCAGGCUCGACCCGUGCUAAGGCACCGAAGGAACCGAAAAUUCAUCUCCAUCUUACGAUCUUUACAAGUCCGACGCAGUUUUUAUCGGAUGUGUCUCCGUUGCAUUUCGUUUGUUGUGAAAAUGUUCGAUUAUCGUGGAAAAUAUCACAAUUGAUAGAUUAUCUGCGCGCACCUACAGAAGUAAAAACGAAUCCUGGGAAAUUAAUACAGGAAGUACCGGGCUGUGUAGGGUUUAGGAAAGAAGAUGGGGAGGUGAUUGAAGAAGGGAGUUGGGAGGUGAAGAAUAUGAGAUUGAGGAUCGGGAGGAGGUGGUUAGAUCGUGAGAAUAGGACGUUGUUGGAGGAGGGGCUUAGGGAUUGGGAUAAUGUAGUUGUGCUUAUGGUGGGUGAGGGGGAGAAUAUAGAGGAGGGCGAUUGGAAGGAUUGUGUUUGGGAGGCUGAUGGCGUGGCGGGGUGGAGAGAGGGGUGGCCUGGGGUGGGGAAGGCGAGAGUGCCGAAGGAUAGGGAGGACUGGGUUGGGAUAUUAUGGGAUGAUUACUUUAUGGUGACGUACUAG
Molecule: messenger RNA, 4251 nt
Organism: Sclerotinia trifoliorum
Lineage: Eukaryota; Fungi; Ascomycota; Leotiomycetes; Helotiales; Sclerotiniaceae
Source: the annotation of a GenBank genome assembly